AAACAUUGUUAAAAUAAAAACCACUGCGUGCGCAACAAUACUUAAAUUAAAUAGAUGAAUUACAAGUACUCAUAAAAAAAAGAGUGGCUAACAAUAAAUUAAUAACAACAAUUAAAAAGCUGAAUAAACAAAUGAAAAUAAUAAUAAUUUAUUGCUAAAAUAAAAGUGCAUUUUACAUAUUUUAUCAAUUUGUUUAUCAGCUUAUUAAUUAAUAAACAAACAAAAGAAGAAAAAAAAAAACAAUUAAACAAUUGUUGAGUAUUAUUAUGGUUGAUAAUAAACCAGACACUUCAAUGACACGUUUGCCGAUAUUUGUAAUUCUCGGUUCAACUGGAACUGGAAAAUCUCGUUUAGGUAUUGAACUUGCUAAAAGAUUUGCUGGUGAAAUUAUUUCAGCUGAUAGUAUGCAGGUAUACAAAGAGUUGGACAUCAUAACAGCAAAAGUAACAAAAGAAGAAAAAUUAGCAGUACCUCAUCAUAUGCUUGAUCUUAUUGAUCCACUAGUAAACUAUUGUGUUACUGAUUAUCAACGAGCAGCAUUACCAAUUAUAAAUGAUGUUAUAACACGAAGAAAAUUACCAAUCAUUGUUGGAGGAACAAAUUAUUAUAUUGAAUCAUUGCUUUGGCAAGUUUUACUUGCUGAUCCUGAAUUAAUUGAGGGUAAAGUUAAUACUGAGGAUAAUAAAAAAAAUGAUGUAACUACAUGUGAUACUGAUGGUGAUAAUGAUAAAAAAAAUGAUGUAUCUACAUGUGAUACUGAUGGUGAUAAUGAUAAUGAUUUGACAUCAUCAAAAAAAAUGAAAUUUGAUGAUUCAAUUGAAUCAAAUUUGGCAUUGCAUCAAAAAUUAAGUAAAAUUGAUCCAGAAAUGGCUCGUCGAUUGCAUCCAAAUAAUAGAAGAAAAAUUAUUAGAUCAAUAGAAGUAUUUGAAAAUCAUGGAAUUACUCAUUCAGAAAUACUGAAAAAACAAAGAACAGAAGGUGGCUGUGGUUUAGGUGGUCCUUUACGUUUUCAAAAUUCAAUAAUAGUAUGGCUUCGUUGUGAUCAGGAAAUUUUAGAUGAUAGACUAGACCGAAGAGUAGACUCAAUGAUAGAGACUGGACUUAUUAAUGAGCUUUUAAAUUUUCACGAGUGUUAUGCUCGAGAAUGGACUAAAAUAAAUUUAUCACCUGAUUAUACAAAAGGUAUAUUUCAGUCUAUUGGCUUCAAAGAAUUUCAUAAUUAUUUAAUUUUACCUGAUGAUGAAAAAAAAAGUGAAAAGGGACAAGCUUUAUUUGAUCAAGGAGUAAAAGAUCUUAAACUCGUUACAAAAAGAUAUGCUAGACGUCAGCAACGAUGGAUCAUGAAUAGAUUUGUAAAACGUACUGAUAGACAGGUUCCACCAAUUUAUGAAUUAAAUUGCACAAAUCUUGACAAUUGGAAUACUGAUGUCUUAAAACCAGCUGUAGAUAUUAUUAAUUCAAUUUUAAAUAAUGAAAAAAUUGAUAGAAAAACAAUGCAAGAUAAUUGUAAAGAAGAAAAAAAAACAGAUAGUAGUAAUGAAACGACUUAUUGGUGUGAGACAUGCGACAAAAUAUUAGUUGGAAAUGCACAAUGGAAAGCACACAAAGAUGGUACAAGACACAAAAAAAUGAGUAUCUCCAAAAAAAGACUACAAUUAGCAGCGAUGGAUGAUCAACAAUAAUCGUGUUUGUAACAAAUUUCGAAUUUUCUAAUCUCAUAGAAAAUCAAUUCUUUUUUUUUAGCUAUUUAACUCUGUGUAAAUCGGAUGAUUUAUACAGAUAAUUUUCUAUCCAUAAAUACAGGAUUUGAUAUAUAUUUUAUAUCACAAUAUGAGUUAUUUAAAAAAUAAUAAAUACAUAUUUUAUGUACAUCAUGUGAACGCUGAUAAUUCCAACUAGUUUUAGUAAAAAAUUGACACUUAGUUUUUAAUAACUGUAAGUGAUUUAAACAAGCAGUUAUGUAGGAAAAAAUUUUACAUAACAAAAUACUACUUUUAUAAAAAGUAGUUUACAAAAAAAAAUAUACACAAAUAUACUUCCAACAUUAAUAAUAAGUCCGAAGACUUGUUAGAAAAUUUAUUAACUCAAUUGGUUAUAUUUGCAAAUGAAAAUUAACAAUGUGGUUUUAAAAAAAAUAAAAUUGUUUUUAAUUAAAAUUCAUGAUAAGACCAUAAACUUGAAAUAAAAGUUUUUAGCUUUUUAAGUUGAUUAUUUUUAAGUUUGUCAAUAUUAAUUUUUAACUUAUUUUGUUAUUAAAUAAAAAAGAAAGUUAAAUUUUUUUUAUGAUUUUGUUUUUAUUUAUUUAUUUUUUAAAUAUUAAUUUAAAACAUUAAGAUUAAAUUACAAUUGAUGAAUAUUAU
Molecule: messenger RNA, 2360 nt
Organism: Aphidius gifuensis
Lineage: Eukaryota; Metazoa; Arthropoda; Insecta; Hymenoptera; Braconidae
Product: tRNA dimethylallyltransferase
Exons: 9
Coding region: 267-1682 (471 amino acids)
Biological process (GO): tRNA modification
Cellular component (GO): mitochondrion
Molecular function (GO): tRNA dimethylallyltransferase activity
Source: RefSeq, a predicted model, not a curated record